AUGAACAAUCCUCGGAUAAUGAGCCGGCUGGUCCGAAGGCCGGUCUCGACUAGCAAGAAGACUACCGAGCGCAGGUCCUCUGUGCGGCUGUGCCGUGCUCCCCGCCAUAGCCAUAGCCCGGUACAAGACAAGAAGGACGACGACCAUAGCCGAAGAGGCGUUGUGUGGUGGACUUCGCCAAUCAAAUCCCAACCCGGGAUCACCAGCCACAAGGCGCGCUAUCCACUCUCGUUUCCCGCCCAAAAGAACGCCAUGGCUGCCGCCGUCAGCUCCUCCUCCACGCUGCUCCCGGCGAGAACCAUCUCGAGCGCCCGCCCUGUCCCAUGGACAGCUGCGCAGUGCCUCCCGACAAGGGUAGCAGGGAGCAGACUGGCGCCCUGUUCUCUCCGCGUCUCCGCCGGGAGAACGCGGCGAGCAGAGGCAGCUCGUGCGUCUGCGGCGGGCGCGGGCGGAGCGCCGGCUGCAGCCCUGCCGGCGGCGCUGCUCUUCGACUGCGACGGCGUGCUCGUGGACACCGAGAAGGACGGCCACCGCAUUUCCUUCAACGAGACAUUCGCCGAGAGGGAAUUAGGUGUGAGCUGGGAUGUUGAACUGUACGGAGAGUUGCUCAAGAUAGGUGGUGGGAAGGAAAGGAUGACAGCAUAUUUCAACAAGACAGAGUGGCCAACUAAAGCGCCAAAGACUGACGAAGAAAGAAAGGAGUUUGUUGCUUCUCUCCACAAGAGGAAAACAGAACUAUUUAUGGCCCUAAUUGAGAAGAAGUUGCUUCCUCUCCGUCCAGGUGUUCAAAGGUUAAUUGAUGAAGCUCUAGGAAAGGGGGUGAAAGUUGCAGUAUGCAGCACUUCCAAUGAGAAAGCUGUUUCAGCAAUAGUAUCAUGUUUACUAGGGCCUGAUCGAGCAGAAAAGAUUACCAUAUUCGCUGGGGAUGUUGUUCCUCGCAAAAAACCUGAUCCGGCAAUCUAUUUGCUAGCAGCAACUACGUUGGAAGUCGAUCCAUCUAGUUGUGUUGUUGUUGAAGACAGUAACAUAGGGCUUUCAGCGGCCAAAGCUGCUGGUAUGAAGUGUAUUGUAACAAAAAGCGGGUACACAUCAGAUGAGGACUUCGUGAUAGCGGAUGCCGUGUUCGAUUGCAUCGGUGACCCUCCGGAAGGACGCUUUGAUUUGGAGUUCUGCGCCAACCUCCUCCAGAAACAAUUCGUGAGCUGAGGCGCAUUCCCAAAUCGGCCAGUCUCCUGCAUGAUACUGUACAGAAGUUCACCCAGUGGUAACAAUCGGUUGUAAAAUGGUUUCGUAUAUAAAAGGAACACAAUUUUUCUGUAUGAAGAAACAAUAAAGCAUUCAACGGCACUUGCAAAA
Molecule: messenger RNA, 1356 nt
Organism: Lolium rigidum
Lineage: Eukaryota; Viridiplantae; Streptophyta; Magnoliopsida; Poales; Poaceae
Product: CBBY-like protein
Exons: 9
Coding region: 1-1206 (401 amino acids)
Molecular function (GO): hydrolase activity
Source: RefSeq, a predicted model, not a curated record